AUUUCUAUGUAAAUAAUAUCAUGUGUUUGAAUUUUAUUCAACAUCAAACUGUUUGAAAGUAACGUUUAUUGUUUAUUUAGUUUAGGUGCAUUUGGGUAGCAGACGAAACCUACUUCAUAAGUCAUAUCGCUAAGGAUGCACGCGAGGAUCCAGGUAAUGUAGAAGUUAGAUCCCCCAGACGUCAGAAACUCAGCCUAGCGAAUAGGAUUCGCCAUAUAAAAUGUAUAGGUAUUAUAUCGGCUAUCCUAUUCGUAGAUGUAGUAUUUCUGUAGUAUCUAAGUUUGUUUUGGGCUUAUCAUCAAUUAUUGACUAGUUUGUUCCACCAAGAACUUUUGCAAUCAGCCAGAUGUUUCUGGUUGUGGUGUCCCAUGGUGAGAAUUAAUCGUGGGAACGCCAAGUUUUCUACUCUUUUCUAAAAAAAAAGAAAAGGUGAAAUUUACAUCCGGUAUUGACUAAAGUAAUUAUGUCUCCCCUCUCACCAGUAAAAAAGGGAUACGUUUUUCGACGAAUUUAGCCCGUGUUCUGGGAACUAUUUUUUUUAUUUUUAAAUUCCCAUUAAUGAUUCACGUCGAUCUAUAAUUUCGUUGUAAGUCGAGAAGGGUAAGAAAUGUCGGUGCAAAUCUUUUAUAUAACUUGUCCAUUUUCCCUUUCAGCGCUGGUUUGAAUAAUGGAGUUUAGUUUUCUUCUCUUCAAUGGUGUCUACUACACCUGAUGGAUGUGCGCGUGAGUGCGUGAGUCGAUCAAUCGAUCGCCCGUUGUUGUUGGCCAAGCCUGGCGCAUCAUUGAGGCUGAGAUCCAACAGAUGGCGAUGAUCUUCAAAAUAAGCCCAGUUCCCCUUCCUUUUUUCUCCUUCAAGAAAAAUGCGAGAGGGGGGAAGGGUAGUAGAGCCUCCAUCUCUCCAGUCAGCAACAUCCGCUGGACUGAAAGCAGUCGACAAAUUCCUUUCUCCCCGUUCGGUUUGCUCCUUGUUCACGUCCUUCUUUUCUCGCUCACGUCUACAAGGCCCGUUUGUUUUUUUGGAUGCCAUUCAACUCUAAUCUGAAAUACGAUCAACGCGGAUUUUCGCUUGGCUGUUGCUCGGCUCGUUUCAUCACGGGCCGCCCAUGAAAAGAAAUUGACGACUGGAGUUGCCCGCCGCUGUGACACGACGGCAAACUUUUCAUCCAUCGAUCCGCUCCGAUCUCAAAGUUGCGGAAGGGGAGAGAAAAACCCUCCGACGGAAUUGGUUUCUUUUUUGAUAAGGCAACCGAGCAAUGCGGCAUCUCGUUUGUUGACGAUGGACUUUGGACCAUUACAAGUCUGAAAAUCAGCCGCCAGACUCCAUGUCCAUCAUGAACUGUUACGGACGGAUCCUGUCGGCCUAUCCAGCAGCCGUGGUCUCGGCCGUCGCCACCCUGUCCGUCUCCUGCCUCAUCGUCGUCUUCACUCUCCACUCGCUUCCAGAUUUCUCCGAUCCGCAAUUGGGGUUCGAGUGCCGCGGAACUACGUUAUCACGUCGGGCCGUCGCCUGGGAAAAUCUUUUGCGGGCCAGCCAGCCAGCUGGACCUCUCAGCACCAAUCCGCUCGAGUCGACUGUGGCGGCCGGCACUUCCGCCGUGUCGUCGCUCAAGAGCAACGACACGCCCCGUAAGAAGAAGAAGAAGCAAAAAACGAAAUGGCAGCAGUCUGAGCGGAUCAACGGCAGCGACUCGACAAGUUCCGUGUCGUCGGCAAUGUCGUCGACGUGGGGAUCGGUGCGGACGCGGAGCAACAGCCUGGACCAAGACGGCCAUCGUGAGAGCAGCAGCAACCAAGCCAAAGCCAAUCAAGUCUGGCCGUCGCCGCAGACGAAUAAAUGGCAGACGAAAGCUGCUACUGCAAGUGGUGCUGCUGGUGGCCAACAAGUCCAGCAGCAUCCAUUUGAAGUUCUGCGCGGUCUGGAGAGCAGCGGCGGCUCUAAAGACGGGCAGCCGGCCAAUCACAGUCAUUUCCAGUGGGGCGAAUCCGUCACUCGCUCACCGGCUCAUCCCAUCCGACACAAACCCAUGUGGAGCCAGUUGCAACAGCUGGGCACCGCCGGACUGUUGCGAUCAGACGAGGACGAUCGAGACGACGACGACGACGAAGAAGAAAACGAAAAGGAGACGGACCAGCAGAUGACGAAAGUCGGUCAUCCGUCUCACAAUCGGUUCUAUUUCUGCGACCAACCGCACGGUGAAUACGCUCACGUCAUUUUCGCUGCGGCCGGCCAGGCAACAGCUAAUCGAUCCCUGUGGAAUGUCGAGUCGAUUCAAUCCAUGUGCCGGCUGGACGAGCUGAUGAGAUCUAGUCCACUCUUCCCGGCCAUCUGCCAGCAACCGGCUCAUCAGCACCAACCAGCCACCGGCCAGCCACAGCAGCAGCAGUGCUGCCCUUCCUGGACGCUGGGCCACUAUGUAGCCUUGAUGAGGAAUCGCUCCACGUGUGCCGAUCUCGACGCCGACGACGUCACGGCGGCUUUCAACAUUCUCCAGGCUUGCUCCCGACAUUACCACGGGCUCCAGCUCUCGCCCAACUGCGACGCCAUUGUCCAGGAAGGUUAUUCCAGUCAGCCGGACACUGCGGUGGCGGGGGAUUGCGGCCGAGACGUGCCUGAAAUGUGUACUCGCCACAAUGCAAUUUUUCAUAUAUUCCACUAUUUAACGGACGCGGAAUUUUUAGUGGACGGCCAGCCGCAUUUGCGCUACGCCGCCGUUUUCCUACCGACGGCCCGCAGCACGGCCCUUUUGCCCUUUUUCCAUUGGCUCAGCAACUCGGCUGCUGGCCGCGACGGAGUUGGAGUCUGGCCGCUGGCCGACAACUGGACGCAAGUUGUGGCCAUGGACUUUGGCUUGAAGGAGGCCCUUUUCAACGAGUACGUCAUCCGCGACGUCCUCUACCUCAGCGUCGGCGCCGUCCUGGUCUGCACCUGCAUGUGGUGGUACACGGCCUCGCUGUUUCUCACCUUGAUGGCCAUCGUCUCGGUCGUCCUCUCGCUGGCCGUCGCCUAUUUCGUCUACACGUUCGUCUUUGAAUUGGAUUUCUUCCCCUUUAUGAACCUCCUGGCCGCCGUCAUUGUCGUCGGCAUAGGAGCAGACGACGUCUUUGUCUACGUCCAGGUCUGGCGCUGCGUCAAGCUGGACAAGGAUGGAACCACCCUGGCCAAAUUGGUGAUGGACACUCUAAGUCACGCCGGACUGUCGAUGCUGGUGACGUCACUGACGACGGCGGCAGCUUUCUUCUCUUCUUUCAUCUGCCCAGUGACGGCCAUCCGGUGUUUCAGCCUUUUUGCCGGACUGACGGUCACGAUCCAUUUUCUCUUUAUGCUCUCAUGGCUGCCGGCCUCGGUCCUCUUGGCCGAGAAAUACUUUUCCGGGCCCGUUUGUCGCCACCCCGGCACAGCCAACGCCGCCACCGCCACUGCCGACGCCAGUAGACGGCCGGGCGUGCCCGUUUUUGUCCUCCAUCCGUUUCGCAGCUGCUGGCGCACCACUAGCGAUCUGGGCCGCAUCACAUUCGACAAGAUUCUGCCCUGCAUCGUCGUCAAGUUGCGAUAUUUCUGGAUUGUCGUUUUGGGCGGAUUGGCCGUCGCUGCUGGUGUCGUCGUCUUCCAUUACCCGAAAUUGGAAUUACCAGACACGAAGGAAUUUCAAUUAUUCUCAUCCGACCAUCCGUUUGAACGAUACGAUUUGGAAUUCAAAAACGAAUUUUGGUUCGAGCGCUCGCAACGGGCCGAAUUGCUGGCCAAACUGCCGCUGCGCUUCGUGUGGGGCGUAGUCGACGAGGACAAUGGCAACUCACUGGACCCGUCGUCCAAAGGUUCGCUGGUUCUCGAUCCUUCCUUCAACAUGGCCGCUCCCGAGUCGCAGGAGUGGCUCUCGCACUUUUGCAAGGACAUCCGCGACCAGCCCUUUUUCCAGCCGACGCUCGGCCCGCUCCUGCCCAACUGCUUCAUCGAAACUUUCCAAUCUUGGAUGGACAGGCGUUGCGAGGAUUCGGUGGAUGGCAAGAACAGGACGCCGUGCUGCGAAGUCUCGACAUUCCCCUACAGCGAGCACGUCUUCAACCAGUGCAUCCUCCUGGCCGUCAAGGAUCUCUACGAAACGCCGGCCCAAUUUUUCCUGCCCGGAGUGGCCGGGCCGAGAUUCUCCAAAUCGACGCAGCGACUGGACGCCGUCGUCGUCGAAUACGACAGUAACGUCACUUUCUCGCUCUCCUACACGGAAAUGGACGCUUUCCGUCGCCAAGUUGACGACUGGAUGGACGGCCAGCUGGCCUCGGCUCCGCCUGGUAUGAAGGGCGGCUGGUUCACCAGCGAUUUGGCCUUUUACGACGUCCAGCGCAGCUUAUCGGCCGGCACCGUUCACGCCAUCGCGCUGGCCAUGGCCAUCGCCCUGGUCGUUUUGAUUGGCGCCACCGGCAACCUGUGGCUGAGUUGCCUGUCGGUCGUUUGUUUGACGAGCGUCGUCCUGGUCUCAGUCGCCGUCCUCGUCCUCCUCGGCUGGAAAUUGAACAUUCUCGAAUCGGUUUCCGUCAGCCUGGCCGUCGGGCUCUCGGUCGAUUUCACGCUCCACUACGCCGUCGGCUAUCGGCUCAGCGGCCAUGAGACGGACAGGGAGUCGGCCGUCGUUUUCUCACUGACGCGGAUGAGCAGUCCCAUCGCCAUGGCGGCCGUCACGACGCUGUCGGCCGGAGCGGCCGUGCUGCCAUCUAGCGUCAUCGCCUACCAACAGAUUGGCACUUUUGUCGUCGUCGUCAUGGUGACGUCGUGGAUCUACUCGACGCUCUUCCUCCCGUCGCUCCUCAGAGUCUGUGGACCGCAGAACGGAUGCUCCCAAAUUCCCUCGUCCUCCUGUCUAGGCUCUGGCUGCUGCUGCUGCUGUUGUUGCCCAGCUGGUCCGACCCAGCACGUCGAUAAAACCGUUUACAGUUACGGACUGUCCGAGUCGACCCUGUCCACGUCCAGCACCUCCUGUCCUAAUCCCAAUUCCAACAUUUCCACUGUCCAUUGCGAGACUCACGAACUGGAACCUCUCACGUCCAGCCAUCGUGUCAAAGCCGUUCGCUCGGCUGGCAACAACCGACCACGAUCCGGAAGCCUAGUGGCCGCCAACGACCAUCACUCCAGCGGGUCUACCACUGCUGCUGCUGCUCCGGCAUCCGCCGCCGUCACGUUGAUUCAAAACGGGCGGAAGAUGAGGAAGAUUAGCCUGCCCAGCACGACGGCCCUGCUGGUGGCCGAAGCACAUGAUCACCACCGCGAGCCCCAAGUCGUUUGCAUAGAAACUCUCAACUCGGACAUGUGGGCGGCGUGAACUAACGUCGUGAAUAUUUAAUUUCAAUAUUUAUUUCAAUGAAACUCCGUGUUGUUUUGUUUGUAUUUUUCAAUCCAGCGCUUUGAUAUUAUUUGUUAUGGUACCAAACUGUUGACGUGUGAAAUUGAAAAAGAAUCGAUGGAAGGGCUGACACUGUUAUAAAUAGUGCUGCUGCAUUCACUCGUGCUGGUGGUGUUGAUCUCAAAUACACACAAACUCAUUUGA
This is a messenger RNA of Daphnia pulex (common water flea), 5537 nucleotides long. It is a transcript of the gene disp, whose product is annotated as protein dispatched homolog 1-like. Bases 1323 to 5312 code for a protein of 1329 amino acids. NCBI's taxonomy places the organism in Eukaryota, Metazoa, Arthropoda, Branchiopoda, Diplostraca, Daphniidae. The transcript has 13 exons. Gene Ontology annotation, cellular component: membrane. The record is from RefSeq and is a predicted model, not a curated record.